Brassica rapa (field mustard) is the source of this 3311-nucleotide messenger RNA. RefSeq names its product golgin candidate 6. Gene Ontology annotation, cellular component: endoplasmic reticulum; Golgi membrane; Golgi stack. Gene Ontology annotation, biological process: vesicle fusion with Golgi apparatus; endoplasmic reticulum to Golgi vesicle-mediated transport; intracellular protein transport. NCBI's taxonomy places the organism in Eukaryota, Viridiplantae, Streptophyta, Magnoliopsida, Brassicales, Brassicaceae. The record is from RefSeq and is a predicted model, not a curated record.
AUACAUCAUCUACCCCCUCUUCCCCCAAUUAUAGAGAAAAUUAAAUCUCAAAUCGCGACGAUCGGACGGUUUAUUAGUUUUCUGACUUUGCUUGAACAGAUCGGUCAGGUGAAACGAGAAGGAACCUGAGAGAGAGAGAGGGAGAGAGAGAGAUCUGUUGCUGUUUCACUAACUGGGAGGAUUCAUCUUCCUUUUGUCUGAUCCUGUCCGUACGACCAUAGCCUGUGUGAUUAAUCGAGAUAAUGGAUUUGGCAUCGCGUUAUAAGGGGGUUGUUGGGCUUGUUUUUGGAGACAAUCCAUCUUCUAAUGAAGACAGUUACAUUCAACGCCUGCUGGAUCGCAUUAGUAAUGGUACCUUGCCUGACGAUAGGAGAAAUGCUAUUGUAGAACUUCAAUCUGUUGUUGCUGAAAGUAAUGCUGCUCAGUUAGCUUUCGGGGCAUCCGGAUUUCCUGUGAUAGUAGGCAUCCUAAAGGACCAACGGGAUGAUGUUGAAAUGGUUCGAGGUGCCUUAGAAACUCUUCUUGGCGCUCUGACGCCAAUCGAUCAUGCAAGGGCACAGAAAACUGAAGCUCAUGCAGCUCUUAUGAAUUCCGAUUUGCUCUCCCGUGAAGCUGAAAAUAUCACUCUUCUUUUGAGUUUGCUGGAGGAAGAAGAUUUUUAUGUUCGAUACUACACUCUUCAGAUUUUGACAGCUCUUCUUAUGAAUUCUCAAAACAGGUUGCAGGAAGCUAUUCUGACCACUCCGCGUGGCAUAACUCGACUCAUGGAUAUGCUAAUGGAUAGGGAGGUUAUCCGGAACGAGGCUUUGUUACUUCUUACGCACUUGACGCGUGAGGCAGAGGAGAUCCAAAAAAUUGUUGUCUUUGAAGGUGCAUUUGAAAAGAUCUUUAGCAUCAUCAAGGAGGAAGGGGGUUCAGAUGGCGAUGUGGUUGUACAGGACUGUCUGGAGUUGCUGAACAAUCUUCUUCGCAGCAGUUCAUCAAACCAGAUACUACUAAGGGAGACCAUGGGUUUUGAACCGAUCAUUUCAGUUCUAAAACUUCGAGGGAUCACAUAUAAAUUCACCCAGCAAAAGACUGUUAAUCUACUUAGUGCACUGGAGACAAUCAAUAUGCUGAUCAUGGGAGGUGCAGAUUCGGACCCUGGCAAAGAUUCAAACAAGCUGGCAAAUAGAACGGUUUUAGUUCAGAAAAAACUGCUAGAUUACCUACUGAUGUUGGGUGUUGAAAGCCAAUGGGCGCCUGUUGCUGUUCGCUGCAUGACAUUUAAAUGCAUUGGAGAUCUGGUUGAUGGACAUCCCAAGAACCGUGAUAUCCUUGCUAGCAAAGUUCUUGGUGAAGACCGGCAAGUAGAACCUGCUCUCAAUUCUAUUCUCCGGAUCAUCUUACAGACAUCUAGUAUUCAAGAGUUCGUUGCAGCUGAUUAUGUUUUCAAGACCUUCUGUGAGAAAAAUCGGGAGGGUCAGACAAUGCUAGCUUCGACUUUAAUACCCCAACCACAUCCAAGAACCAGAGAUCCUCUAGAAGAUGAUGUUAACAUGUCAUUUGGAAGUAUGUUAUUACGAGGCAUUUGUUCUGGCGAAACAGAUGGUGAUCUUGAGGUAAACUUUCUUGUCUCUCUGUUGAAUAUUAUUUUGUGCGUGUCUUCCGUAACUGAAUCUAUUUAUUUGAAACAGACAUGUUGCAGAGCUGCGAGCAUUCUUUCUCAUGUUUUGAAGGACAACAUUCAGUGCAAGGAAAAGGCUUUGAAAAUAGUACUUGAAUCACAUGUACCUUCCAUGGGAACUCCAGAGACUCUCUUUCAGAGGAUCGUCAGAUACCUGGCGGUUGCUUCUUCCAUGAAAAGCAAAGAUAAAUCAAGCACAAUGGGGAAAUCAUACAUUCAACAGAUCAUUUUAAAACUGCUCGUCACAUGGACCGUUGAUUGCCCAGCUGCAGUUCAGUGCUUUUUAGAUUCACGCCACCACCUAACGUAUCUACUCGAGCUGGUAGCAAACCCGGCUGCAACAGUUUGCAUAAGGGGCUUGGCGUCUAUUCUACUGGGAGAAUGCGUCAUCUACAAUAAAUCAAAUGAGAAUGGCAAAGACGCUUUUGCUGUAGUUGAUGCUGUGAGCCAGAAGAUGGGUCUCACAACAUACUUCUCGAAGUUCGAAGAGAUGCAGAGCAGCUUCAUCUUCUCUUCCUCCGAGGCACCUCGAGAGGGUCAUAAACCGUUGACAAGAACAGCCACGCCCAGUGAAGCUGAGAUUGAGGAUGCGGACACGGCGAAGGCGAUGGAUAAAGGGAAUGAGGAUCACCCGAUGCUCAUAUCGUUGUUUGAUCCUAGCUUCACAGGCUUAGUGAAGAGCCUUGAAGGUAAGAUUAGAGAGAGAAUCGUGGACGUGUACAGCCGGCCGAAGAGCGAGGUGGCUGUAGUACCGGCGGAUUUGGAGCAGAGGAGCGGUGAAAAUGAGAAAGCCUACAUUAACCGCUUGAAAGCCUUUAUAGAGAAACAGUGCUCGGAGAUUCAGAAUCUUCUUGCUCGGAACGCUGCUUUGGCAGAAGACCUAGCCAGCUCUGGGAGGAAUGAGGAAUCUCAAGGAUCAGUGCAAAGAUCCAGUUCAGUAAUGGAGAAGGUUCAGAUGGAAAGCAUCAGGCGAGAACUCCAAGAAACGUCUCAGCGUCUAGAGACAGUUAAAGCCGAGAAAGCUAAGUUGGAGUCCGAGGCAUCAGAUUACAAGAACAUGGCUGCGAAACUCGAGUCAGACCUAAAAGGACUGUCGGACGCAUACAACAGUUUAGAACAAGCGAACUACCAUCUCGAGAAGGAGGUGAAAUCUUUGAAAGGAGGGGAAGAUCCGAUGGAGUUUCCUGAUAUAGAAGCGAUUAAGGAGGAAGUGAGAAAGGAAGCUCAGAAAGAGAGCGAAGACGAGUUGAACGACUUGUUAGUAUGUUUGGGGCAAGAGGAGAGCAAAGUGGAGAAGCUAACGGCGAAACUGAUGGAGUUAGGAGUUGAUGUUGAUAAGCUUUUGGAGGAUAUUGGGGACGAGUCAGAAGCUCAAGGGGAAUCUGAUGCAGAAGAAGACGACGACCAUUAAACUCCUCCUCUCGUCAGGUAUUCAUAAAAACAAAAGACUCAGGUUGUUUCUGCGUAUCUGUCUCUACAUGGAACUAUGUACAGUCUUGUUGCUUAAUCUUUUUAAAUUAUCAUCUAAACUCCCAACUUGUUAGACUGUUUGAAACCUGUUACAUUUCCACAAUGCUCCAGUUUACGUAUGCAGAUUCGUACACAUUUGAACAAUGAAGUCAGUGUUGAUUUCAAAGUUAUUCAA